AGUGGGGAAGUUUCGGCAGUGGGGAAGUUUCGGCACCUGCCAUUUUAUGUAUUGAAAAAGGGAAUUUUUGUGUUAUUUCUUCUUGAAAGGUUGGUACUUCAUAGAGUGUUCAAUGGAGGAUUUGUACCAUUUUGAUGCUGCAGCUGUUGAUAUGAUUUAAUAAUUCAAGAAAUAUUUCAAUCAAAAAGAUGCCACGUAUCUACAUUAAGAAAACCAACAGAACAUCCAUAGAUGAGCAGGAGGUGAAGAAAGCCAUCAUUGACAUCUUCAACAAUGUGAAGAGCAUCAAAGGCGCCAGUGAGUUCUACAAUAUUAAAAGACAGACAUUACAGAGUAGGAUCAAGAAAAUAACUGCUGUUACAACUAAAGAAGAUUGGCUGAAAAAUGCUGAGGAUUCUGGACAGGAGAGUGAAGAAGAAAAACCGUCAUUUGCUAAUAAAUAUGCAGCUAGGCAAGUAUUUAAUGUUAUGGAAGAGCAGAAAUUGGCAGAGUACAUCAAGAACUGUUUUGAGCUCCACUAUGGAAUGAACUACAAACAAAUUCAAGAGUAAGCUUUUGAA
Messenger RNA from Nilaparvata lugens (brown planthopper), 560 nucleotides. RefSeq lists its product as uncharacterized. The transcript has 2 exons. Lineage: Eukaryota; Metazoa; Arthropoda; Insecta; Hemiptera; Delphacidae. The record is from RefSeq and is a predicted model, not a curated record. The coding region runs from base 189 to 551 and encodes 120 amino acids.